AUGCGACAGAAACAAUCCUCUGCUGCCCCCAGCAGAUUUGCUAGCUGUGAUUGGUAUUACCAGGUACCUUUAAAACACAAUGAGAAGAAAGGUGAAGUUGUACUUCCUCCCACUUCCCAAAUACCCGGUUUGAGUGACCUUGCAGAACCUCAUGAUGAUUUAAUGAGUGCAGGCCGCAAAACAUGGAUCAAGGAUACAGACUCUGCAUACGUCAAACUAUCCAAGCAAGGAGGUCAAGCAGACUUGUUAAAGCAUACAACAUCUGCACCAAAGAAGACUCUACCAGUAUCCUAUGCACCACCUGAUUGGUACACCGAUGAGAAUUCAUCUCCCCCACCUGAACAAGCUGCUGCACCACUGAGAAAUGUGCCAGACUACAUGAUUCAUGAAGAACUUAACAUGGAGCAAAGUGAGCAGACAUAUGAGACAAGAAAAGGCCCAUUUGAUUUUGACCAGAAAACUGUUUGGCAGCGUGAAACUGAGGAUAACGAAAAAGAGAAUCAUCAUGACAAAAAGGUGAAGCUGCCUGCAAUAAAACAUGACAGCAAUGUGACUGCAUCUGGUAAAGGACCUCUUCCCCCAAAGACCAGGCAUGAUAAGCCUGGAAAAAAAUGUUUCUUUCCACCGAUGCCAGGGAAUAAAAAUGAUGCAGUAAAUUUCAGCAAGUUGCUUAGCAAUGGGUAUGGAGAUGAUUGGCAUCGUCAUAUGGAUGAGCAAGAGAAGAAGGCUCCACAGAAGUCCAAGGCAUUCAAGGGCUAA
Molecule: messenger RNA, 759 nt
Organism: Nanorana parkeri
Lineage: Eukaryota; Metazoa; Chordata; Amphibia; Anura; Dicroglossidae
Gene: CUNH7orf57
Product: chromosome unknown C7orf57 homolog
Exons: 7
Coding region: 1-759 (252 amino acids)
Source: RefSeq, a predicted model, not a curated record